Eublepharis macularius is the source of this 2795-nucleotide messenger RNA. It is a transcript of the gene OMA1, whose product is annotated as OMA1 zinc metallopeptidase. Gene Ontology annotation, cellular component: mitochondrial inner membrane. The coding region runs from base 714 to 2279 and encodes 521 amino acids. The transcript is spliced from 9 exons. The record is from RefSeq and is a predicted model, not a curated record. Gene Ontology annotation, biological process: protein quality control for misfolded or incompletely synthesized proteins; mitochondrial protein processing. NCBI's taxonomy places the organism in Eukaryota, Metazoa, Chordata, Lepidosauria, Squamata, Eublepharidae. Gene Ontology annotation, molecular function: metalloendopeptidase activity.
GGGUGAGUAAGGGGCAGUUGUGUUGAUCUAUUCUUCCUUUGGAGUUUCCAUUUCGUGGAAGAAGGAGGCGAGCUUUUAGACUGCUCUUGCUUUCGCAGAAGCCAGAGCGGGGUGGAGAGAGAAACUUGAAACCGCGCCUAGACGCUUCUGCUUUCGUUCUCUUUCCGCCCAUUUCCCUGCAGUAACCUAGCUUGUGUUAGUGGAUGAAGAGCGGGGAGAGAGCCAGGGUUGUGUGAGCACUCUAACUUCCAGCUCUCGUUUUCACUGGUAAUUACCUAACGAAUCGCUGGCGUGUGUGCGUCGAUCUCAUAUUGCUAGAGAUCUCUAGUUUUAAGCACUUCUACCUGGAACAUCAGAGAUUCCAAGAAUCCCGUAUUUGUUGCAACAGCCAUUGUAAUUCUUAUUUCAUCUGUAUUUUUUGGCUUGCCCUUCCUCCAAGGAUAUCAAGGCAAUAGGCAUCGUUUUUCCUUCAUUUUAUUCCCGUAACAACCCUGUGAAGUAGGUUAGGCUGACAGAAUAUUUCACCCCAAAUUACUAAGCUUUAUGGCAUAGGAGGGAAUUUUAACUCAACACUUACCUGUUCUAGUCCAACAAUCUAGUUGCUGCUGUUCUAAAUUGAUAAAAAUAACACGUGGUCAAGCUUCAUGCACCGCAAAGCUCAUCCAGCCUGAUUAACUAACAGGUGCCGAAGUGGAAUGCAUUGAGAGAGUGAGAUGGCUGCCCUUGGUGGUUCAAGAUUAGCAGGCAGGAACUGUGCUUUAGUUCGAUUGACCUCUUUGUUCAACUGGAGAUCGUGCAGUAAUCCUUACAAGUUUUCCAGCAAAACCUUUAAGGGAUGGCAGCAUCAAGAGAAUAAGUGCCAAACAUGGGAUAAAGGCAAUAGUCCAAGAUGCUGUUUUAUGACUGGAAGUUUCAAAUGCCACAGACACUUCGCUACUAGAAGCCAAGGAUGCUUUUUAAAUCUGAAAAAUACUGAAAUACGAAGUGCAUACAAGUCUUCUAUAAGGCCCUGUAUGUUCCCUGAGAAAUGGCUGGAAAGGAAUACAUUUUCUUCAACACUUCCUUCUUGGAAGUUACAAAAUGUUGCUGGUGUUCAGAUCUUCAGGUUUUUUCAUACGUCACCAUCAUUAAAAGCUGCUCCUGUUCCUAUCCUGUGGAUGAUCUUGAAGCCAGCUCAGAAACUUCUUGCUAUCAUCCUUGGGAGGAGUAUAAGAAAAUGGUGGCGUGCCCUUCCUCAAAACAAGAAGGAGUUAUUUAAAGAAGCUGCAAGAAGAAAUAAAUGGAAAAUAGUCUUGGGCCUGUGUAGCUUAGGAAUUAUAUUUGUCAUGUUUUAUUUUACACAUUUGGAGGAGACACCAAUCACUGGACGUGCUCGACUUCUGGUAUUUGGGAAGGAGCAUUUCACUGAAUUGUCCCAAAUAGAAUAUAACAUGUGGAUAGAAGAAUUUAAAGACAAAAUGUUACCUGAAAGAGACCCUCGUUACCAAGUUGUAAAAAAAGUUGUUAGUCACCUAGUUGAAAGCAACAAAGAUGUUCCACAAAUCUCAGAGUUCAAAUGGACUAUCCAUGUUGUAGAAGAGCCAGGCAUCAAUGCUUUUGUAUUUCCAAAUGGACACAUAUUUGUUUUCACUGGUUUGCUGACAGCCGUGUCAGAUAUCCAUCAGCUGUCUUUCAUUUUGGGCCAUGAAAUUGCUCAUGCUGUUCUGGGACAUGCUGCUGAGAAAACCAGCUUGGUACACUUCUUGGAUUUCUUCUCUCUCAUUCUUCUUACAAUGAUCUGGGCUAUCUGUCCUCAUGAUAGCUUAGCAAUGAUAGGCCAGUGGAUCCAGGCCAAGUUUCAGGAGUUGCUGUUUAAUAUGCCGUAUGACAGAACUUUAGAAGCUGAAGCAGACAAAGUUGGACUUCAGUUUGCAGCUAAGGCAUGUGUGGAUGUAAGAGCAAGUUCUGUAUUCUGGCAACAAAUGGAACUAGCUGAGACGAUUCAAGGAAACCCAAAGUUACCAGAGUGGCUUUCUACACACCCUUCUCAUGAGAAUCGAGCUGAGCAUUUGGACAGACUUAUACCAGAAGCACUUAAAAUAAGAGAGCGUUGCAAUUGCCCUGCUUUAGCCAGUGAAGACCCACGUCUUAUUUUCAGACUGAGUAUGCAACAUCUUCUGCAGACAUCUAAAGAUGGAGGAUCUAAUAACACUGAUCAUGAUAAAACAAAUGUAUAUAUUCCUUUCACUCAAAAGAAGAAGAUGCCAGUAGAUAUUCUGUCUGGUGAACUGUCAAGAUGAACACAAUAAUUUUAUCCAAAUGCUUGUUUGUAUACCUCUUAAAUUUUCCAGGAAUUUUGAAAUGGUAUAACACAUGGUUAGGAUGGCUACAAAUCUUGACUGCAGUUAUUUGACUGCAGUGUAUGCAUGAAAUACUCAGUGUGUACUGUGCUGUGAAAGCGCAGUUGCUUUCAUAGAGAUGAAAAGGAAACUUCUGUUUACCUGUGGUAUUAAUAGCACUCUGUGCAUUGAAAGACUGCAGUAAUGUGCUCACCUGUGAAAAGAAAUAUUGGGGUAUAAUCUAGAAAUAAAAUAUAUCCUUUCAUAAUAAUAUAAUUUUUAAUUUUUGGUUGAAAAUAGUGGUCUGAGAGGUGCAGGUGCUACCAGUUAAACUGCGGGCAGUGGGAAGGCACAAAGUGGUCUUCCUUACCUGUGUUAUCCAUUUGAGCUUCAGUUAUCUGUCUCCAAAUUUAUUUAAUGAUAGGAAUUCUCUGCCUGCCACAAGAAGCAAGAUGAAAUAAACUGACCAGAAUUUCA